Stegodyphus dumicola is the source of this 363-nucleotide messenger RNA. RefSeq lists its product as uncharacterized. The record is from RefSeq and is a predicted model, not a curated record. Lineage: Eukaryota; Metazoa; Arthropoda; Arachnida; Araneae; Eresidae.
AUGGAUCACUUGGGUCCUUUCGUAAAGAGUUCGAGAGGUAAUCAAGAACUAUUAGUGAUAAUUGAUAACAUGACUAGGUUCGUGAGAAUUUUUGCAGUUAAGAAUACUAGUGCUAAAAAUGUUUUACAGUCUUUGAAGAAUUUUGUUAAUGAUUUUGGACUACCGGAAAGAAUAAUAAGUGAUAGAGGAUCUUGUUUUACUUCUCACCAAUUUAAGCAGUAUUGUACAGAUAACGGAAUACAUCAUACUUUGAAUUUUAUCAAACAGCCCCAAGCCAACGGUAUGGUAGAGCACGUCAACAGAAAAAUUUUAGGAACGAUAAUGACAAGUUGGAUGGAUAAACAACACAGAGAUUGGGAUUAA